AUGACCUCCCAGUCCGCAGGCACGCAUAGAGGAUUGGUCGUGCAUCUGGGGGGCAAGUCCGCAGUCACUCUGUUCGUUCUGAGCCUCAUUGCAUUCGUUGUGGAGACGCAACUAACUCAGUACGUGCAAGUAGACCUUGGCUAUCGACAGCCAUUCCUUAUAUUCUAUAUUGUCCAUGCGUCCUUCGCCAUAAUCCUGCCCUUGCAUUUCGUCUUUCUUCGAUUAACCACGAAAAUACCGCUUCGGGCUUACUGGGCUGGUCUUGUGCAUGCACUGCAGCAGCACCUCCAUCCCUCGUCCUCCGCACUGCAGGCCGCAAGCUUUCCAAAGUGGCAAUUUGUGCGGUUCCUGUUACUGUUAACAGCGGGCGCAAAUCUUCCGGGAUUGCUAUGGUUUAUGGCUGUGUCGCUCGCGCCAAUCACGGAUGUGACUGCGCUAUGGAACACUAAUGCUUUCUUCGCGUACAUCUUAUCGGUCAAGCUAUUCAAACUGAAGUGGGAGCCUCGGCGUCUGGCGGCGGUAAUCCUUUCUAUAGUCGGUGCGACCGCCGUCGUGUAUGGCGGCAGUGGCACCAGUCCAGACAAGGGAGAAUCAGCCUCCAUGCCGAACAAGCUUGAGCGUGCCCCGGAGCCGAGUGCGAGCGCGCCGCUUAUAGGGGACCUAUUGACGCUCUCUGCCUCUAUUCUGUACGGGGCCUAUCAGGUCCUAUACAAGAUCUAUGCCGCUCUUCCCAAUGAUCCGGAAGUUCUCGAUACCGAGAAUGAAGCGUACGCGCCGCUCACAUCUCCGUACGAUGAAUUGAGUGAAGAGGAGAGCUCAUUUGCGGAAACUGAACUUCCUGAGGCGGCGUUGCUGCAUCCCCCUCCAUUCGGCCUCUAUCCGAACAUGCUCACCUCCGCGAUUGGGGUCUGUACGUUCCUAGUCCUGUGGAUACCCAUUCCCUUUCUGCAAUUCUUCGGUGUCGCCCGCCUUGCGCUACCUACAACCGCAAGGCAGGCGCUAGUGAUUGCCGGGAUAGCUUUGAGUGGUGUCGUUUUCAAUGCAGGCUUCAUGGCAAGUAUUCUUCUCGGAUUCUGGGGACCAAUCGUGACCUCCGUCGGAAGUUUGCUCACCAUUGUGAUGGUCUUCAUUUCGGACAUCGUAUUUGGGGGCGCAGUGGACACAAUAACGGCAUGGAGCCUGGUAGGAUCCGGAAUCAUUGUGGCGGCGUUCGCAGUUCUGGCAUACGACAUGAUGAUGCGGCGACAUUGACGCCGCAGGAAUGCUGAGCACCGCGGAAGAGUACGAUCGCCGAAGCGUCGUCCUGAUGUCACAGGGCUGGGUCGCAUCGCGUGCCAUGAUGAUGCCACCACACGUCGUUGGGUGGGCGUGAUGCAUGUUUUCACAAUGUAGCUACAGCACAAAUGAAGCGAAUAAUGGACCU
Postia placenta MAD-698-R-SB12 is the source of this 1423-nucleotide messenger RNA. RefSeq lists its product as hypothetical. The transcript has 5 exons. The coding region runs from base 1 to 1251 and encodes 416 amino acids. The record is from RefSeq and is a predicted model, not a curated record. Lineage: Eukaryota; Fungi; Basidiomycota; Agaricomycetes; Polyporales; Adustoporiaceae.